Molecule: messenger RNA, 1395 nt
Organism: Aureobasidium namibiae CBS 147.97
Lineage: Eukaryota; Fungi; Ascomycota; Dothideomycetes; Dothideales; Saccotheciaceae
Product: FAD dependent oxidoreductase
Exons: 3
Coding region: 1-1395 (464 amino acids)
Cellular component (GO): cytoplasm
Molecular function (GO): oxidoreductase activity
Source: RefSeq, a predicted model, not a curated record
AUGAACACCAUCUGGUCCCUCUUCGGCAAAGGCGUUCAAGCCAAAGAUGAAACCAUACAAUCAGGAAUUAACGAUGGCUUUCCCGAGCCGAACCAUACCUUCUCAUACUGGCGCUCAGAACUGCACCCUAUAGACUCAUACUGCUCGUCCGAAGAACUGCCCCAAUCAUGCGAUAUCGCAAUCAUCGGAGCUGGUAUGACUGGCGUCAGCACAGCGUACCAUCUCUCUCGUCUGCACGCUGUAGACCCUUCUGGGAAAAGGCCAUCAAUCGUCAUUCUCGAUGCUCGAGAAGUCUGCUCGGGAGCUACGGGUCGCAAUGGGGGCCAUUCAAAAGUUCAAGCCUUCACGAUGCGUAAUUGGCUCAGAGAUGCUGGUCUGGAAGCUGCGGAUGAAAUGGCUGCUUUCUUGUCUAAUCAAAAAUACGCCAUGAAAGAUGCGGUAGACAGAGAAAGCUUGAACUGCGAAUUUGAGAUGCGGAGAAGCUAUGAUGUCUACAUUGAUGAGGGGGAUGCAAAGCAAGCUGAGGAGUUCUAUCGUACCGCCAUACGUGAAGGACAUCAAUGGGCACGAGACUUUGAUUUUGUGGGUGAGCAAUUUGCGGAGCAGGUCACUUCUAUCCAAGGUGCAAGAGCUGCAAUCAGUAUGCCAGUCUGCAGUCUUUGGCCCUACAAAUUCGUCACGCAGUUGCUCUCAAAGCUCGUCGACUCUGGCGCCGUACGCCUGUUCACCCACACACCCAUCCUGUCCAUCUCCUCUUUUAACCCUUCAGUCACAGUCCUACAUACCGCUCAUGGCAAUAUCCUCGCCAGAAAAGUGAUCUUUGCCACAAACGCCUACACACCUGCCAUCUGCCCAGUUUAUAAGGACAAGAUAGUGCCGUAUAAAGGGUCAGCCUGCCAUAUCGCCCCUUUCCAGCCAAUCUCACCACAUCUAAGUAACACCUACAACAUCUACUUCCCACAUCCUAGUGACGAGGUAACGCGAGUUGACUACUUGAACCCACGUCCGGAUUCUGGUAUUGUCGUCGGCGGCGGAAAAAACUGCUACGUUAGCAACAAACCCCUAUGGUACAACAACACAGACGACAACACGUUAAUCCCCCACGUCCGAGAUUACUUUACUGCCUACAUGCAACGAGUCUUCCGCGGCUGGGAGACUUCGAAAGCGACCAUCACACAUCUAUGGACAGGCAUACAAGGGGAGACAAAAGAUGGCUUCCCGUUCGUUGGGAAAGUGCCCGAGAAGGAGAGUUGGUACGUAGCUGCUGGGUUCAAUGGAGGAGGCAUGACAUUCAUUUUUUCAUGCACUGAAGGUUUGGCCAAGAUGGUCGAGGGAAAGACGUAUAAAGAGGCAGGGUUGCCGAAGAUGCUUGAUGCUGCCAGGAUGAAAGUUUGA